Molecule: messenger RNA, 1870 nt
Organism: Sardina pilchardus (European sardine)
Lineage: Eukaryota; Metazoa; Chordata; Actinopteri; Clupeiformes; Clupeidae
Product: transmembrane protease serine 9-like
Exons: 10
Coding region: 1-1851 (616 amino acids)
Biological process (GO): proteolysis
Molecular function (GO): serine-type endopeptidase activity
Source: RefSeq, a predicted model, not a curated record
AUGUUUACCAACCCCCUUGUCUACACAUCUUCAGGUAUCACACCAGACACCACUAGUCCUGGGAAAGGAAGUACUGUUCCUGAGGUAAAACCCACAACAACAGCCACCACCUCUGGCACAACAGGAACAAUAACUACUGCAGACAACUGUGGCCAAGCCCCCUUAAACAGCCGGAUUGUAGGUGGAGAGGACGCCCCACCUGGCCACUGGCCUUGGCAGGUGAGCCUCCAUUAUGACCCUGCAGAUAAACACGUCUGUGGUGGAACUCUCAUCAACAACCAAUGGGUUCUAACUGCAGCCCACUGCAUCUUAAGCCCGUUCACCUUUUUCUGGACCAUUUACCUGGGCAGACAGACACAAAGUAUCCUCGGUAACCCCAAUGAAGAGAUCCGCCUAGUCAGAUUAAUCAUCACUCAUCCUGACUACAACAAGAACACAUUUAACUAUGACAUCGCUCUGAUGAAGCUGGAUGAGCCGGUCAUCUUUACCGACUACAUCAGACCCAUCUGCCUGUCGUCCAGCGCAAGCUCUUUCCACAACGCCACCAACUGCUGGACUACUGGUUGGGGCAAUGUGGGAGCUGGAGAGUCACUUCCAGCUCCUCAGACACUGCAGGAAGUGGAGCUGAACGUGGUGGGCAACAAUGAGUGUGCCUGCAACCCAAUUCUGGGUCACCUCAUUCGCCCCACUAUGCUCUGUGCUGGAGGGAGGGAGGGGAAAGCUGUCUGCCAGGGAGAUUCUGGAGGCCCUCUGCUGUGCAAACAGGGCUCUGCGUGGGUGCAAGCUGGCAUUACCAACUUUGUAGUCCCGUGUGGCACUGGCAAAGCCCCAGAUGUCUUUGCCCGUGUGCCUGCGUACCAGUCUUGGAUCAUGGAGAAUGUGGGAGCUGGACCAGGUCUUGGCUUUGUGAAAUUCACCUCCAAUGGCACAGACACAGACAAUGAUUUCAGCUGCCCUCAGCAGAGUAAAGACAUGUGUGGCACAGCUCCUCUCAACAACAGGAUAGUCGGAGGGCAAGACGCCUCCAUAGGGAGCUGGCCUUGGCAGGUCAGCCUCGAGAGACCCUACGGUCACGUGUGUGGAGGCUCCCUCAUCAACAAGGAGUGGGUGCUGUCUGCUGCACACUGCUUCAGCGGCAGUGACAGCACAAGUGGGUGGACUAUCAGUCUGGGUCGACAGUCCUUGGCUGGUUCUAACCCAGAUGAAGUGUCGAGAACCGUGGCUGAGAUCAUUCUACAUCCUAAUUAUGAUGAGGGCACAAGUGAUAAUGACAUGGCUCUCCUCCGACUGAGCAGUGCUGUUACCUUCAGCGGCUACAUCAGACCUGUUUGUCUGGCGGCCAGCGGCAGCAUUCUCCACCAGGGAACAGACAGCUGGAUCACUGGCUGGGGAAACAUCGAUGAAGGAGGUGACAAGUCUCUUCCGCACCCAGAUGUUCUUCAGGAAGUGGAAGUUCCUGUGAUGGACAACAAAGUGUGUAAUGAGCUAUUGACAUUUACAGAAAUCACAGAAAACAUGAUAUGCGCUGGCCUUCGUGAAGGAGGGAAAGACUCCUGUCAGGGUGAUUCGGGUGGUCCAAUGGUCAACAGAGAUGGUUCUGUGUGGGUCCAGUCUGGGGUGGUUAGCUUUGGGGUAGGCUGUGCUCGACCGAACCUACCUGGAGUCUACGCCAGGGUGUCCCGUUAUGAGGACUGGAUCAAAUCCCACAUCAGCAGUGACCCCCCAGGCUUCGUGCAGGUCAUCACUCCCACUCUACUGCCUCCUGUUUCCACCACAGCCAGUGGGACCAAAGUCACAUGCUCAUUCUGCCUCUACAUCCUUCUGUCUUUUCUCCUCCUUUCUUUCUUCUGAUUGAAUAGAAAUAUUUGUU